AUGGACAAUUUUACAAUAUUAGAUUCGGUUUCAGAAUUAGCUUUGGAAAGUGAAAAAAUCAGCAGCCAAUUAGCGCAUUUUGAUAAGACAAGAAAACAAAUGACUCAAAGCCAAGACUUUGAAAUUUCGCCUUGGUCAGGCGUCUAUGAUAUCUUGCAAAGCAUAGAAAGGGACAACGCUCUACAGGGUGAACCAAAAGGAAAAGCGGAAAAGCAAGCCCAAUUAAUUGAGACUCCCAAGAUAGAUCUAGAGAGGAUUAGCCGAGUUAUUUAUUCAGUAAGGAGAAAUAAGCAUAAUAAAAUCCUUUCUCCGAUCUCUACUAAUCCUAAAAGGGAGAAUAAAAAAUUAGGUGAAAGAGCUAUUUUUCGCCAUGCUUUGGAUGUAAGGAAAGGCUUUAACUACGAAGAAAUUAGCCAAGAGUACCCUUCAAUGCUGAUGACCCCUGAUUCUAUGUCUACAGAUAACAGCUCGGGCCCUAUAAAAUCCAAAUUUGAGCUUAAGCGGCGAUCUCAUAUGUCGCUGACUCAAAAAGUCCUUGAAGUUCCAAGAAUCAGUUCUUUUACUGAUAUAAAUUCCUACCACCAAAGAUUGCCAGCUCUCCACGAAUUUCAGCCUCUCAAAAAUAUUGAAAAUACUCCUAAAAUGAGUAAUUUACUGAAAAUCAUAUCAAGCCCUACAGAAACCAAAAUACACAUAUCAACAACUAAGUCUGAGCAUCUAGCAGCUCAAGCACCUAAAAAAUGCGUCAAAACCCCUACUCCCAGACUUCAUGUAGAAAAAAGUAAAUUCCUAUCUAAACAAAACAUCAUCCUAAACAUCCAAGAGCCUAAAAACAGCAUGAGAGCCCUGCCUAUAGUAAAAACAAAAUUUUUCAAGCUCUAG
Messenger RNA from Blepharisma stoltei, 882 nucleotides. Lineage: Eukaryota; Ciliophora; Heterotrichea; Heterotrichida; Blepharismidae. The record is from the annotation of a GenBank genome assembly.